AUGGUUGAUACGCGAGGGGGAGAUGGGGACUUGGCUGUUCGACAAGUUGAAGAACAAGACGAGAUCUUUGAAGAUCGUGAACCGGGCUCUCAGCCCCCUGUUCGAGUCCCGAAUAUGGCCCCAGCUGCAGCCUGGGCUGCCGCUCAACCUCCGCCCCCGACUCGCCAGCGUGGCAAGCUUAUGAAGCCAAUUCAGAGUCGCAGCGUUGAACCCUACAUAGUCGGACUCGGCGAAAAGGAUACAUCUGGAAACCUACGUGUCUUGAUUCGAUUCCCUGGGGCUCUAGCUUCCAAAAUCUGCAGUCUACCCAAGAAGAUCUCGGCAUCGCGUCCUCGCGCCUCUCCACCGGUGAAAUCUCGAAAGGGCCCAAGGCCUCGUGACGCUUCUGGUAACGCCGUCCCAGGAACAUCUUCAACUCCACGACACUCGUCACAAAAGGCUACGUGGGGACCUCGAGCAGGCAGUAGCUCGCGGUAA
Messenger RNA from Penicillium manginii, 477 nucleotides. RefSeq lists its product as uncharacterized. Bases 1 to 477 code for a protein of 158 amino acids. The transcript has a single exon. The record is from RefSeq and is a predicted model, not a curated record. NCBI's taxonomy places the organism in Eukaryota, Fungi, Ascomycota, Eurotiomycetes, Eurotiales, Aspergillaceae.